UAAAGGUAAAAUAUUGUUAUACUGCUUUAGCUUGAACAGAAACUGCUCUAAAAAUCAUAUUUUCAUUGGUGGCAUUUUAAGCAAAUCACCGCUUAAGAACUCUUUAGUUGCUGAAAACAAAUAUACAAUAGCAGACAGUUAUUUCUCAACAUUAUAAUGUUUAUAAUUAAAUGUCAGAAGCAAUGAUCGGGUCGGUCACAAUGUCUACCGACAGCGACGAAGGUCAAACAUUGCAGGACAAUGUAAGUUUGGUUAAUACUGAUGAAGAAGAUCCUCCACCACAAUAUGACACAUUGAGUUUUCAGUUUUGUGAAGAAACUGAGCGAAGCCUUGAUGAUGUUUUAACUGAUAUCAAAUUUGGUAGAUUUCAUAUUUUGAUUAUAUUGCUUGGUGGAACCGCUUAUUUUGCAGUUUGCAGUGAACUCAUGGUUUUUGUAUUUCUUAAUGAACCAAUUAAGAAAGAAUGGCAUUUAAGCGAUAUGGUAUUUCCAUGGCUCCCCUUCUGCAAUGGACUUGCAUCGAUGUUUGGAGAAUAUCUUUUUGGAAUCCUCAGUGACAGGCAUGGCCGCCAGUUUACAUUUGUACUUACAGUAUCCAUAUGUUGCAUAUUUGCAAUCGGAUCUACUUUUGCGACUAACUUUCCUAUUCUAGUUGUGUUUAGAUCAUUUGUCUCUUUUGGAAAAGGCGGUUUAGCAGCACUCGCUUUUGUUCUUCCUAUAGAGUUUUUACCUCGACAGAAACGCAGUUACCUUAUUAUCAUCACAAUGUGUGGUACAUUAGGAACUGCUUUUACAGGGGCAAUGGCUUGGCUUUUGAUCCCGACGCAUGGCUGGAGAUAUUUUGUUGUCGCUUGUGCUACUCCUUUUUUGAUCACUCUUAUCUUCCGCCUUUUCGCAAGAUAUGAAUCACCAAGGUUUCUAAUGAUUAGUGGAGAAAAGGAACAAGCAUGGAUGGUUGUUACCAAAAUUGCACAAAUAAAUAAAACUCCAGUUCCUGCAGGCAAACUCUCUGGGAUUCCAAGUCACAGUAGAGGACAAAUUAAAGAUCUUUUUACAAGGGAAUUUCGUUAUCGCACUCUGACAAUUUCCUUGGUAUGGCUAUUCCAGGCAACUGGAUAUUGGGGUGUCACUACUUAUCUUCCACAAUAUAUGUCUGAUAAACUGAACCUUGGUGGAUAUUUCAUUAUUUUCAUCAUUUUUAUCAGUGAACUUCCAGGUUUGUUUUUAGCACUGUUUUUUAUACGCAAAAACAUGCUUGGACGUAUCACAUCUGUUAUAUUAUUUAUUUGCAUGACCAUAGUUCUUUUAGCAGUCUUUGCAGUUUUGAGCACUUCCCAUCUUAUCUGGGCACAAACCUUAACUAUCAUGACCUGCUUUGCUUUUAUGGCUCCAAUAUACUCAAUUCUGAAUACUUUUACUCCAGAAAUUUAUCCCACAGCAAUUCGUAGUACUGCACUUGGGUGGGUGUACAUGGUAUCAAAUAUUCCUGGUCUCAUCACUCCAUUUAUUGAUGCAACUCUGCUUGAUAGUCCAGUUGUAUGGCUCUAUCCUGUUGUUUGGCUGAUGUUCUUUGUCCUCGAAUUUGUUGUAAUGCUCAGCAUCAGAACUGAGACAGCUGGAAAGCGACUAAGUGAUAAUCUACAGAGUACGCCAAUCUGUGAAAAUAUUCCUAGCUUUGUUCCUGACCACAUUCCUGAAUGUACUGCACCAAUAUAUGCCAGUGAACCUCCUUUCAGAUAUCGUCAAGAUGGUUAUCUCUAGUAACACAUUUGUAUUCAAAGUGGUUACAUCAAUGUCUUACAAACUGAAGUAGAAAAUCUAUCUUUUCUCAAAAACAUCUUCAAAACAAAUACUUACAUUUCAUAAACACCCAUUUUAAGCACAAUUUGAUGUUUCAUAUAUUUGUAGAGAUUAUAAACAUAAUGGCAAUGGCUGAGCCAACAAAACUGAAUAUGAGUGUCAAUAAUUAAGUUAAUCCUUGGACAUCAACUUUGUUUCUCAACCUGCUGUGGUCAUUAAAAUAAAUACCAAUAAUAUAUUUGGUUCAAUUUAAUCAACUGUAUUUUCUCUCCUUUCAAAAUUGGCACUUACCAUAUUUAGGUUUUAAGAAUUAGUUUGUUAAUGAGUUUCUUGAAUUAUAUUCAAAUGACUAAUAGUCUAUUGGUUUUUUUAAAUGCUUAUCUUUCUAUUAAUGUCUAAACACAACCAUUUGUACUUACUCUUACAGUUACUUAAGAAUAGGACUAAAAAGCGGUGAGAAAAAGAAGACGUCAUAUAGAAUCCAGCUGUCAUUACAUUAUACCCUUAAUAAUAUUGUAACAAUAAGAGAAUAUUGUAAAAAAUAGGCUUAAUAAUCACUUUAUGUAUUUAAGUAAGUCAAUAUAUGAUUAGGUAUUCAAUGAAAAAUCUAAAAGAAAAAUUAUUGCAUGUAAUAUUAAAAAAAAACUAUAUAAACUGUGGUAGGUAAAUAAGCUUAAUAGAAGUCAACAGUUAUGCAUCUGGACCUCCAUGAGGACACACAUAUAUAUAUGUAUGUAUAUCAGCAUGGCCAAAGCUCUGAGCUGAAACUACAAAAAAAAAAAAUUUACUGUCUAUUUUCCCAUGCUUCAUUGAGGUAGAAUUUUCUAUAGUUAAAAGCCUUUCUCAUCACCAACCUCAAGUUUCCAAGCAAUAUAAUAAAAUUACCUAUCUAUCAAACAACAAACCACCAGGAUAUUCUUUUGCAGAGUAAUGAAAACAAAUGCCAAUGUUUGUAUACUUUGUUUUACACUCAAUGCAUACAUCAAGUCUAGGGUAAUAUGCACAAGAUAUUGAUCAACCCACAACUGUAGUGGGAAACACUACAUGACACUGUCUGUGCUGUGGGAGCAAAUUCUAAACCAUGCGAAUGUGAUUCUAAAGUGAACUUCUUAACCAUAUAUCUAUGCCUGUGUCUCUAUGUAUAGAGACACUAUGUGUGUGUGCGUACACACUCAUACAUGUGAGAAUGUGCAUCAGAGCAUCAAAUGGUUGGGAGUUUUGGAUUUAAGACAAAAAAAAAUCCUUUUCACAGAAGAUAUAGAAAAUGAAUGCAGAAAACCUACAAUGAUUUGGAAAGAAUAAACUGGGUGCUAUUUUCUGUGCAAGACAAUAGAAAUGAGAUGAGAAAAUCAUUCAAUACUAAAGCUGUAUACAAGAAAUAAACAUAUUUAUAUGAUAUAAGAAAAAGGAGGGUUUUGUUAGUGGUUAAUUAUAUUAGAUGUUAUGAUAGUCUAAGUGAAAUUAGACUUUAGGAAACUUAGUUGCAGAUAAAUGACACAAGAUAGGAACAGAUGAAUAUUAAGAUUAUUUAUAUGUGUUUAAACAAUUAUUAGAAAGUUAAUUAUAUAUGAUUAAUAUACGAUUUAGUGUGUAUAAUAUAACAAAUGUGUAGUUCUAGUAAAGUCAUUUAAAUAAGAAAAGCAAUGCAUAUUUUUUAAAAAAUUAAAGCAGUGUCUGUUUGGCUCCUUGUGAGAGGGAACUAGUCAAUUACAUCAACCCUAGUGCUUAACUGGUCCCUUAUUUUAUCGACUUCAAAAGGAUGAAAGGCAAAGUCAGUCUUGGUGGAAUUUUAACUCAGAACAUAAAGACUUGGAAGAAAAGUCUACACACACCUUAGGAACACAGGUGCACCUAAUAAUGCAAUAGAAACUUGCAUGACACUAUUGGAAACAUAAUAAUGAUGAUUGUUUAUCAUCAAUAUGAACAAUACUAAUAAAACUCUCUAUGUUAUAACUAUUGGAAAUGUCUUAUUGAGUUAUUGCUUUGGCUAACUCAGACAUACCAAAACAUUUAAGUAUACUAAAGUGAUGAUAAAUGGAUCGAGCCUAACCUCCAAGGCAGGUUUCAUUCUUGAUUGACCAAUUUCAAUCAAAUUAUUAUUUUUUUUUUUUUCUUCUGUAUCUGUGAUUUCUAGUAUUCAAUAGUCUAAAGUGGAUGAGCUCCAUAAUAGUGACUUGCUCUUUACACAUUUCAAGAAAAUGAAGCCUUCAUUGGUGACCCAACAAUACAUUAAAGAUUACAGAACAUUUUCAUUUCACUCACUCUCAUACACACACAUUCCUAAUUCACCAUACAACAUUUAAAGUGGCCAUUUUGAAAAAUCUGUGUGCACUGAGGAUUUAACUUAUUGAACAUAUCUUAUUUAAAUCGUAAAUUAAUUUGAAAUGAAUCAUUAUGAAACAAUAUGAUAUUGUAAACCAUUUCGAGUUUCUGUAUAAUUUUUGGCCAUUUUUUUUUAACAAUCACGAUUGGUGUAUAUUAAUCAAAUUCUAAGUAAAUAUAUAUAGACUAUAGAUGUACAAAUUAAUCGUGCUAGCAUAUGCAUGUGUGUUUGUGAAUACAUGUUUAAAUAGUUCAGAGUUUAUACUCACUAAAAUAUAAUUGAUUUUAUAUUUUUUUGAUUAUGCAUAAAUACCCUCUGUGCAUAUGUGUGUGUGCAUGCAUGAUUGAAAGUUGAUGUAUUUGUAUUAAGAAUGAUCAAAGAUGUAUUUGCUAAUUGCCAUGCAGUUUUCAUAUAUAUUCCUUGCAUACUUUUCACUGAUUUUUUUUUUUUAGAUCUUCAAAAUGUUUUCCCUUUUCAAAGAAUUUUUGUUUGCCAAAAUUUUGUUAAACGUUUUCUUUUUAUCAAUUGUUAUUGUACACAACUCAUGAACCAAUAUUUAUUUCUUUAUCAAAAUGCAGCUAGACUACACAAUGGUUGAAAAUCUGUACAAUAACAUGUAUGUACAUGCGUGUGUGCACAUCAUCAUAUAUAUGUGUGUGUGUGUGUGUAUGCAUGUGUUGUGUGUGUAUGUAUAUGUGUAUACAUAUGUGUGUAUAUAUAUAUGUAUAUGUAUGCAUAUUAGUAUAUGUGUACAUGUAUGUGUAUGUAUAUAUGUGUAUAUGUAUAUAUAUAUAUAUAUAUAUAUAUAAAUAUAAAUAUAAAUUAUCCCAUGUUAUAGAUAUCAUCAUCACUAUUUUACAUCUUCCAUACCAGUAUAAGCUGUUCAGUUCAGCAGGAGCUGAGCAAGAUGCAGUCCUCUGGCUCAUUGGAUCCUGUCAAUCUAUUUAACUAUCUAACUCUAGCUUUAUUUGAAUUUUGUUUUGAAACUUUUGAUUCAGUGAAAAAUACACUUUGCCAGUCAUUAUGAUGCAAUAUUAAUGAGUCUCAUCAAAUAAAACAUACACUUUGAUUACAUUCCUACUUAUUGAAAUACAACUAUCUCAUUUUGUAUUUGAGAAAAUCCUUUUUAUUUUGUUGCUCACAUAUUUUCAUUGUGGAAAAUAUGAACUAUCACACAUAAAUAAGCUAAUGUGACUCUGUACAUAUGUGAAUACAAUAAUCCCUCGACUAUUGUGGGUGUUACGUUCCAAAACCUCUCACAGAAAUAAUUAAAAUCUAAAAAAAUGCAAAUACUUAUCGGCUGCAGAAACCUGGAUAUAUUGAGGAGGCCGUAAAUAUGAAUUUACAUAUAUUAGCCAGAAAAUUCUGCAAUGUUCUGAGUACACAAUAGGUGACCGCGAUAUGGCAAGGGAUUACUGUAUACAGAAACACAUAUAUAUCAACACAUUUGUAUGUAUAUUUAAUGUCAAAUUCUGUCAUGUACCCAUUAAGUUAAAUAAUUCUUGCAAAUUUAUGUAUGUAUAUAUUUAUUUGUGUGUGUAUUUAUAUGUAUUAUGUAUAUAUAUAUAUUUAUGUACAUAUAUACAUUAUAUGUGUGUGUGUAUAUAUAUAUAUAUAUAUAUAUAUAUAUAUAUAUAUAUUAUGUAUAUGUGUAUAUAUGUAUUUACAGAUGCAAGUUUAAAACAAAAUGAAAUAUGAUUCACUGAAAUAUUUUGUUUCAUUAAAAGUUUGAUAUGACAAAGAAUUACUUAGUCUUGAAAACAGUUGAUAACAAAAUCAUGUUAAAUUGCAUUUUAAUAUUUGAAGUUGAUAUUUUUUGUUAAUUAUGUCAUUUAGAUUUUUGAAUCUCAUUACCUCAAUAGAAAUAGCCUGUAAGAAUAACAUCGUUAAAAUUUAUAUACAAAUUUACUAACUUAGCUUGAUGUCUUGUCAAACUAGUCAAAUGAAUGAAAGACUGAAUACAAUAUAGCAUGUGAUGUAAGUAGUGGGAUGAUUAAUGAUUAAUGUUUGGGAUGAUUAAUGCUUGUCCUGUAAGUCCAUAUGCUUCUACGUGAAACACUCAAAUUUAUUUUAAAUCUUUUCCUUCUGGAAAAUUGGUAGCAAGCUUCCAAUAAAAUUGUCAGCAAUUGACAGCUUCUUCAAUUGCUUGCAAUUUUUCAAAGAUUAUCUGAGUGUCUGACCAAAGAAUCCUCAUUGGAUAUUAUUUAUAAAACUUCACUUUUUGAGCACUUUUGAAAAUAUUAAUUCUUAUCUUAUUAAUUGUACGUAUAGAAUCAGUCUAUCAAAGCUCUCUUUCAGUAUUGAUAUAGUUUACCACUUGAGCUCUUACAUUUGUUACCUAUGUAAAGAAAUGAUGACAUGAAAACUAAAAACAGAAAAAUUAUUUCCUGGUUUGAAAAUUUCAAAAAUUUAAUUUUUACUGAGACUGUCUUUUAUUGUCAUCUCUUAGAUUCCUUAUUCAUUUACCGAAGAUUCAUUCCAUACAUAUGGUCAGAAAGAUUAGAGUUGGAGUGAUAUAAAAGGCACAUGUAUUGUUAAUUGUUGUCAUUCCUGCAUUUUCUUUUCAUCUGAACUUUUUCUCAUAAAAAUUACCACCACCACUAUUUACAAUCUUAUUUAAAAUAUAGAAGCUAGGAUGAAUUUAUAAAGAAGUAUUUGUUAGUUGUCUUAUAUAUAAAAUUACAUGUGAUUUAUAAUUAUACUGAUCAGUAAUUCCCUAUUCCAAGAGGAAGAGAAAAAUAGUCUGCAAGUUGCUGCUAGUAAUAAAAAUUUAUAGGGCACAGUUAUUGUUUAUUUGCUAGUGUAAUAUUAAGUCAGAAUAUAGCUUACUUGGGUUAUAAGUAAGAUGAGCUUGAGAAGAGAAAGGUAUUCAUUUUCUCAUGUAGGUUAAGAUUGAAACGGUUUUAGAGCAUUGAUUGAAAGAAAUCAACCAUGUGAAAAGGAGCUGAUGUACUGGAUACAUUUGCAAAUCAUUUUGAAAUGAAUUUUUGAAACAUUGAAUUGUUGACAAGAACUUUUUGUCUGAAUGGGCGUAAAAAUUUUUCUUAGUUUUUCUUCGUGUUUUGUGGAGCAGUGUAGAAGUGAUUGGUUAUCAGAUUGAUAUAGUGAUUGAGUCAUUUAUCUGUCUGUUAUAAAUUCUAAUAUUUUUGGCUUCUUGAGUGACAUGAUUUUAGAAAUAAGUUCAACAAGGUAUAAAAUCUUAUUUAUUUAAUUAUUGCAUAUAAAAUAAUAUGCAUUUGCUCAUUUUUUAAAUUUUUGCAUUGGUAGCUGGCAGAUCCAUUUCAAAAAUUUUGUAAUCUUACUCAUGAGGUUUGAGACUAUUUGUUGAAGCAGGAUCAUGAAUAUUAAAGAGAACUGGAUCUUGUUCCAGUAUAUAAUCAUCACUUGCUUCAUUUACAAUGAUAAUUUAAGUGCUAUUCUUUUGCAUAGUAAGUUAACCCUUGUUAGGAUACUUAUACAUAUGUAUACAUGCAUAUAUAUAUUAUUUACAUCAUCAUAUAUUUUAUAUGUGGAUAUUUGCAUAUAUAUAUGCAAAUAUCCACAUAUAAAGUUCUGAUAUAGGUAGGAUUAGUAAAGUUAUAUCAUAGAGAAUUCUACCCCACCUUCAUUCUAUGAUUACACUAAACCUCUAGACUAACACCAUUGAAGUCAUCCAGUGGUUUAAAUCCUUAAGCCCCAAUGGUAAAUACAAAUUCAUUCAAGUAGAUAUAGACCAAUACUAUUCCAGUGUAUCUCCUAUCCUACUUGAAGCCCUCAUAUUUGCACUAAAAUAUUCUGCCCCAACUAGAGAUGAUAUCGAUAUUAUCCUGGCAGUCCAUCAAACUAUUAUAAAAUGCAAUGGAAAACUUUGGGCCAGCAAAGAUACCUCUAACUACUUCAAUAUCCCAAUGGGGGCAAGCAAUUCAGCCCAAGUUACUGACCUCAUGGAUUGUUGCCUGCUCCAUUGUCUCCAGGACCAAUUCCCUAAAUAUUUCUGGCAGUCUAUAUAGGGAUGACUCUGUUUGCAAUCCUGAACUCUAGUAACUGUAAAGUAGAACAACUUAGGAAAAGAAUCAGAUAUUUCUUUAAAAACGUGGGCAUUAGUAUCUUUUUCAGUUCAGAUAUUAAAACUGCUUAUUUCCUAUCUACCAUAAACUCGGGGAGAACCUUGUGUUAACUUUUCCUCAAAUCACCCCCUCCCAUUUUCCUAAAAUCCAUUGUGGACAGUGUGUUUUAUAGGAUCUCAUCCCUAGCCAAAGAGAUAUUUGAGCAAUAUACUGAAUAUUACAACUGCUCCUUAAACUGCACCAGAUAUAAAAAAACCCAAUUAGAUACCUCCCUAUAUGGAGUGAUCCUUUGUCCCUUGAACCUGACACUGCAGAUACAUCUGCUCCUUUAGACAGAACCCAAGGUAACCUCUGUAUUUCACCCUCUCCUUAUUCCCCCGAAUUUUACUGUAGUAGCAAACCCAAUUGGCACUCUUCCUUCCCAUCCAGGGAUUCUGGAUCCCAAAUCUGCCAUUGCCCAUUAAAAUCCAUUCCAGCAUGCACCUCCCUACCCCAAGGUAUACUCAGGUAACCCCCUAGAAUGGGAUGAGCUACAUUUAUAUUUUCUUAACCCAGUGAUCUCCUUACAUCUUCCUCUCUGCACAUGUCAAUAUGCAGAUGUGCAUGUGUGCCUGCACACAAUAGGCACUCAGUGAACAUACACAUGCGCACAGAUAUGCAAAUAUAUAGUUUUACUGUUAAGUAGUAAGCCACUAAUUUAAUUCCAACUGCAUGUUCCCCUCAUGGCUAGAAACUUUAUCUUCCAUCUCCCUCUCUUUCUUUCCCCUUCUUUCUUCUCUCCUAGCAAAUUCACCUUACUCCCACUCCUAAAUAUUUAACCUCUUCUUUUCCUUUUCUUCUCAUUCUUGACCAUUUCACUUCUAAGAGCUCUUUUCUUUUCUUUUGAUUCUAUAUAAAUGUAUAUGCAUGGAUGCCACAAUAUAUUUAUUUACCAUUGACAAAGUAAAAUGACCCCAGCUUAACAUUCACAAUGUUCAGUCUAACCUAAAUUCCCCUUUUCUCCGUUUCUUCAUUCUUAAUAGCUUUAGACAAUUGCUCACUCCCAUAUUUUUGACCUCUUACUUCUUUUCUAUUACCAGCCAUUUUAUUUCUUCAUAUAUGUUUUUCUAUUUUGUCUUUUUUUUCUUUUACUCCAUUCUUCCAGUUUCACCAUUCCUUUUAAAUUAUAGCAGGUUAACUUAGGAUUCCUUAAUACCCUCCAUGUGAACAGCUGUUUCAUAUCUAUUCUGCUAGUAUUUUGAUGGCCUCAAAUAAUGCAAGACAUUGCAUGAGUAUUGAUCCUUGAAAUGGCAUAGUUAUACCAUAUUCAAUUGAUAAUGAAACGGCAGUUUCCAAAGAUUUACCUAAAACUUGUGUAUGCUACUGCCUAAAUAAUGCUCAGAAAACAUUUUAAUGUCUUAGAUAUUUCUCCUUUUAUAUUGUAUUUAGUCUUUAAGUGUGUGAAUAAACAAAUAUAUUGAGUUUGAUGUGUAUAUUUAUAGGUUUUAAGUUUGUUGGAGUUUUACUUUGCUUUUAUCUUAUGUGCAGAAGCCACAUACAUCAGUUUGAGGGAUGUAGAAUAGUGCCAAAAUGUUAAAAUGCAGAUGGUUGUUGUAUUGACAACUAUGUUUGUUAUUUAGAUAUUCAUUCACUUGUUAUUUAAAACACUCACACCUAAUUGAUUUAGUUGUUAUCACCAGAAAACUGGGAAACAUGUCUGUCCACAGCUGCUGCCUACUACCUUAUGUGCUCUCUCUCCAAAUAUUUUUCAGCAACUCAUCAAUAAUCUUUUCUUCCAUUUUUCUUUUUCUUUUUCACAUUACUCUAAAAUGUUGCUUUUAGAGUAAUAUCGCUUUUAAAAAGUUCUUUUGCAAUCUACAUAUGUUUAAAAUAUAUAAAUAAAUGGUUCUUUAUUUGGCAUUGCCUUUUAUUCAUUACGAAUUAAAGUACUCAAAUAAUGAUAAUAAUAAUGAUAAUGAUAAUUGGCUCAUCAUAUUCUGUGAUAUUGCAAAAGGUGAAAGAGUUAGAGCAAUUUUGACUUAGCACGAACUUAAUAUUGUUUUUAUAGUAACAUAAUGAUAAAUAAAAUCAAUAUUAAUAAUGAUACUAAAAUCUGACACACAUAUGGUGUCUUAUACAGAAGGGAGGAAACAUGGAGUUGCCACAUAUAUAUAGUUUUCCUAAGAACAUUAGUAAUUUGUAUAUAAUGAUUCCACGUGGUGAUCAAAACUGGGCUGUGAACUUGUUUACUGAAAAGUUACCACCUCACAAUAAUACAAACAAUGAUUACAGAAACUGUAUCAGUUAUAAUAACAAUGAUAAAAGUCACAAUGAUGGUAUUGAAUAUUUUUACAAAGAUCUUUGUACUUUAACUUGAAGAAAUGAAAAGUUAUAUUGUUCAAGAAACUACAUGAUUGUUCCAGUUUGGGGAAAAUGUAUAUCAUUAAAGAUAUGUUUUCAAUGUUAAUAGUAAUCAAAAAGCAAAGGCUAAUGAUGAGGAUGAUGAUGUGGUUGUGACAUGAAUGACACUGAUAAUUAUAUUAAUAAUUAUGAUUUGUUUGUGACACAAUGCUAACUUUAUAAGGGUUGUUGUCAAUACUUUGGACAUCGGCAUCUUGCUAGUAUACAUUGGUUGUAAAUUUAGAAAGGCACCACAGAUUAAGUUGUAUGAUCUGGUGCUACUUUAAAAAAGUGCAGGACACUGAUUUAGAUGUUCUGAAUGAUUGAAUGCAUUAUACAUCUCCCCCAAGAUCAAAUGCACUCAUUAAGGUCAAUAAAAGAAGAAAAUGUCAUUGGAAGUGACUCAAAUUACUAACAGAUUAUGCAGCAUAACUUGAUAAAAUAAAAACUAUUCAGUUGUAUCAGAUUAUAAAAGAUUACGUGAAUGGAUAAGAAAUGUUAAUACAUUACUAAUGCAUAAUACCACAGUAAUACAUUAAUGGCUUCGGCAAGAAGUGACUUACUGUUACAAAACAUUGCUCCCUAUCUCAGAAAUUGUUUGCCAUUUAUAUUUAGAUAGAUAAUGAAAAUUUAAAUUAAAUUAAUAUAGAUUCAUUACUUCUAGUGCAAGUUUAGAGACAACAGAAAUGAUUAUAUAAUGUUUAUGACUUUCUUAAGGACAUAAGUACUAUAAAAAAACUAAACUAAUUUCAAGACAACCAACAACUACUGAAAUCAGUUUACAAAUUCAACUUAUUUAAAGCACUUGCCAUUUCUCAUUGGCACCUCACCACUACUUUGCAGUCCCCAUCACAAUUUAAAUGAACCAUAAAAUACCAGGCUGGUUCUGUUGGUAACUUCAAACAAGUAUUGUACUCCUUUCUGACAUAAGACAAAAUUUGAGAUAAGUGUUGAUAAAAGCAAAAAUGAAUAGUGAUAAUAAUAAUUAUGAUGUUGCUGAAAAAUGGGAAAUGAGAAAUAAGAAAAACUAACUUUUAAAAAUUUAUUUUAAAUUGCUAAUUCAGGGACAAUGUAUUACAACCUGCAAAAAAUAUGUAAAAUAUAAAAUAUUUCACGAGUAGCAAAUUUGUUGAAAAUUUCCAUUUUUGUUUUUAAUAUGUUAUCAAAAUGGAGAAAAGUGCCAACUCCAACCAAAUGUUCAUUUGGUGUAACAUAUGCAACAUGGUUAAAAAAAAUGUUAAAAAUGUAAUUGAAGAAAGAAGACAAAAACAAAACAUAGCCUUGCUGCAAAGAUAUUCUUAUUAAAUAUUUUUCAAUUUCUCUCCGGAAUCUUGAUUUUUGUCAUUGCAUGUUUUUUUGUUAAUCUUGUGUUUUUUUCUCUGUUCACUUUUGCUCAUUUCUUGUUUGCUGUUAACUCUUCUUUUAAAAUUGGAUCUUUUAUGUCACAAGUCAUUCACAUUCCUGUGUCAUUAAAAUACUAACAGUUUAUUUCACCUUUUCAUUUUCACCCAAAUAGUUUGUUUAUGAGCUUUUAAAAAAUGUCUUCCAAUUCAAAAUAAAGAGAAAGUAUAAAAAAAAGUUCUUACAAAAAACAAUGUA
Messenger RNA from Octopus bimaculoides (California two-spot octopus), 12146 nucleotides. RefSeq lists its product as uncharacterized. The record is from RefSeq and is a predicted model, not a curated record. NCBI's taxonomy places the organism in Eukaryota, Metazoa, Mollusca, Cephalopoda, Octopoda, Octopodidae. Gene Ontology annotation, molecular function: transmembrane transporter activity. Gene Ontology annotation, biological process: transmembrane transport. Gene Ontology annotation, cellular component: membrane.